This is a messenger RNA of Nerophis lumbriciformis (worm pipefish), 1350 nucleotides long. The record is from RefSeq and is a predicted model, not a curated record. Lineage: Eukaryota; Metazoa; Chordata; Actinopteri; Syngnathiformes; Syngnathidae.
AUGAAUUUCUCAGAGGUCUUCAAGCAAUCCAAUCAACUAUGUAAAGUUUCUCCAGAUGGAAAACAUUUGGCUACCUGCGUGCAGUAUAAGUUGGUUGUACGAGAUGUGAGCACGCUGCAGAUCCUGCACCUGUAUACAUGUCUGGACCAGAUAUCUCAAAUGGAAUGGUCGUCUGAUUCUCAGUUCAUUUUGUGUGCAAUGUACAAGAGAGGACUGGUACAGGUGUGGUCACUAGAGCAACCUGACUGGCACUGUAAAAUCGAUGAGGGCUCAAUCGGACUGGUUGCUUCCCGCUGGAGCCCAGACGGACGUCACAUUCUCAACACCACUGAGUUCCAUCUGAGAAUCACUGUGUGGUCCCUGUGCACCAAAGCUGUGUCUUAUAUCAAGAAUCCCAAAGCUUGUCUCAAGGGUAUUGAUUUCAGCAGAGAUGGCUGCUAUAUGGCUUUGGCUGAACGGCGUGACUGCAAAGACUACGUUUGCCUUUUCGUAUGUGAUGACUGGCACUUGCUCAGGCAUUUUGAAACUGAGACGCAGGACCUCGCGGGGUUAGAGUGGUCUCCCAAUGGUUGUGUCCUGGCUGUGUGGGACAGCUGUCUGGAGUACAAGGUGUUGCUGUAUUCUCUGGAUGGCCGGUUGCUGUCAACCUACAGUGCCUAUGAGUGGUCGCUGGGUGUCAAGUGUGUGACCUGGAGCCCCAGCAGUCAAUUCCUGGCAAUUGGCAGCUAUGAUGAAAACGUACGCAUCCUUAAUCACAUCACAUGGAAGAAGAUUGCACAGUUUGAACAUCCAGCAACCAUCAACAACACCAACAUUGCUGUGUACAAGGAAGUGGAGAAGAAGUCAGCUGUUGGCAUUGGGACUGAAGAACUGUCUCUACACAACUUAACAAUGGACUCGACUCUCUUAACCAGUCAGAGCAAAUAUGAGAUCCACGCUCCUCCAGUUCAAGUGCCUGUGGUCAGACCAGAUCCAGACAGAGCAAACCCCAAGAUUGGUGUCUCUAUAUUGGCCUUCAGCUCAGACAGUCGCUACUUAGCCACCAAAAACGAUAACAUGGGUAGUGUCAUCUGGGUGUGGGACAUGCAGAAGAUGAGCCUUGAGGCUGUGCUCGAGCAGACGUCAGCCGUGCGCUGCUUCCAAUGGGAUCCAAGACGCUCACGACUGGCGAUAUGCACUGGCAACACCAAAGUUUAUCUGUGGACCCCAGCAGGUUGCGUCUCUGUUCAAGUCCCCAAUGAUGGUGCUUUCCAGGUUCAGUCGUUAACUUGGCAUUGCCAUGGAGAUCCUCUCAUUCUGCUUGGGAAGGACCAGCUGUGUUUGUGCUAUACUAGCACUGAGGACAAGUGA